Messenger RNA from Ceratotherium simum simum (southern white rhinoceros), 1951 nucleotides. It is a transcript of the gene SLC2A12, whose product is annotated as solute carrier family 2 member 12. Gene Ontology annotation, cellular component: membrane. Gene Ontology annotation, biological process: circulatory system development; D-glucose transmembrane transport. The record is from RefSeq and is a predicted model, not a curated record. Lineage: Eukaryota; Metazoa; Chordata; Mammalia; Perissodactyla; Rhinocerotidae. Gene Ontology annotation, molecular function: D-glucose transmembrane transporter activity.
CCUGUCAGUGGAGGCGGUCGGGGUGGUUUGGUGCCGAGGGAAAGGCUGUAACUUCUACGUGACCAUGGUACCUGUUGAAAACACGGAGGGCCCCAGUCUGCUGAACCCGAAGGAGAGAGCGGCGCAGACAGAUGGCCGCGACAGAGCCGGCGGCCGGCAUCCGUCCUGGGCGAGAGGUUGUGGCACGUUCACCCUCCUGUCGGCUGUCACUGCUGCCGUCAGUGGCCUCCUGAUGGGCUAUGAAAUCGGGCUUAUCUCUGGGGCUCUUCUUCAGAUAAGGACCUUGUUGGCCCUGACCUGCCAUGAGCAAGAAAUGGUGGUGAGCUCGCUCCUCAUUGGGGCCUUACUCGCCUCUCUCACCGGAGGGGUCCUGAUUGACAGGUUCGGAAGAAGGCCUGCAAUCAUCCUGUCAUCCUGCCUCCUUGGACUCGGAAGCCUGGUCUUGAUACUCAGUUUAUCUUACUCGGUCCUUAUAGUGGGACGCAUCGCUAUAGGGGUUUCCAUCUCUCUCUCUUCAAUCGCCACCUGUGUUUACAUUGCAGAGAUUGCUCCACAGCACAGAAGAGGCCUUCUUGUGUCACUAAACGAGCUGAUGGUUGUCACCGGCAUCCUUUUUGCCUACGUUUCCAAUUAUGCAUUUGCCAAUGUUUCCCAGGGCUGGAAGUACAUGUUUGGCCUUGUUAUUCCCUUGGGAGUUCUGCAGGCGAUUGCAAUGUACUUUCUUCCUCCAAGUCCCCGGUUUCUGGUGAUGAGAGGACAGGAGGAAGCUGCUAGCAAUGUUCUCAGGAGGUUGAGAACCAUCUCAGAUACAACGGAGGAACUCACUGUGAUCAAAUCUUCCCUGAAAGAUGAAUAUCAGUAUAGUUUUUGGGAUCUGUUUCGUUCAAAGGACAACAUGAGGACCCGAAUAAUGAUAGGCCUAACACUGGUGUUUUUUGUCCAAAUCACUGGCCAGCCAAAUAUAUUAUUCUAUGCAUCAACUGUUUUGAAGUCUGUUGGCUUCCAAAGCAAUGAGGUGGCUAGCCUUGCCUCCACGGGGGUUGGGGUUGUCAAGGUCGUCAGUACCAUCCCGGCCACUCUUCUUGUAGACCAUGUAGGAAGCAAAACCUUCCUCUGCGUGGGCUCCUCUGUGAUGGCAGCCUCAUUGGUGACCAUGGGCGUCGUGAACCUCCAUAUCAACAUGAACUUCACCAGUAUCUGCAGAAGCCAUAGUCCUAUCAACCAGUCCUUGGAUGAGUCUGUGUUUUAUGGACCAGUAAACCUGUCGGCCAGCAGUGACAAUCUUAGAGAGCCCUUUAAGGAGAUCACUUCCCCCAGUGGAAGCUCACUAAUGCCCAUGAGAAAUGACGUGGAUAAGAGAGGGGAGAUGACCUCCACAUCCUCACCAAAUGCUGGACUGAGCCAGACUGCACACCAGAUAGUCACAGACCCUGAGGGCGUCCCAGCUUUUCUGAAAUGGCUGUCCUUAGCCAGCUUGCUUGCUUAUGUUGCUGCUUUUUCAAUCGGUCUGGGACCAAUGCCCUGGCUGGUGCUGAGCGAGAUUUUUCCCGGCGGAAUUCGCGGACGAGCCUUUGCCUUAACUUCCAGCAUGAACUGGGGCAUCAAUCUCCUCAUCUCUCUGACGUUUUUGACUGUGACCGACCGCAUUGGCCUGCCAUGGGUGUGCUUUUUCUAUACAGUCAUGAGUCUGGCUUCCCUGGCCUUCGUUGUUGUGUUUAUACCACAGACAAAGGGAUGCUCUUUGGAACAAAUAUCGACUGAGCUGGCAAAAGCGAACUAUGUGAAAAACAACAUUUGUUUUAUGAGUCAUCAGCAAGAGGAAUUAGUGCCAAAACAGCUUCAAAAAAGAAAACCCCAGGAACAGCUCUCAGAGUGUAAAAAACUGUGUGACGGGGGACAACCAGGGCAGCUGUCUCCAGAGACCCAAUGGCCUCAGAACCUCGCAGGUUGA